CUCUCUCUCUGAAGCAAAGCAGAAUCUCUUGGAAAAGAUGGUCCUGGAAACUCUGAAUCCAAUGCACUACAACAUCACCAGCCUUGUUCAAGAUACGAUGCCAGUGGCCACAGUGCCCAUACUCCUUCUCAUGUGCUUUCUGUUUCUCGUAUGGAAUCAUGAAGAAACUUCAUCAAUACCAGGGCCAGGAUACUGCAUGGGAAUCGGCCCCCUCAUUUCUCACGGGAGAUUUCUCUGGAUGGGAGUAGGUAAUGCCUGCAACUACUACAAUAAGACAUAUGGAGACUUUGUGAGAGUUUGGAUCAGCGGUGAAGAAACAUUUAUAAUUAGCAAAUCCUCAAGUGUAUUCCAUGUAAUGAAACACUGGCAUUAUGUGUCUCGAUUUGGAAGCAAGCUUGGAUUGCAGUGCAUUGGCAUGUAUGAAAAUGGGAUCAUAUUUAAUAACAACCCAGCGCACUGGAAGGAAAUUCGACCCUUUUUCACCAAAGCUCUGUCAGGUCCUGGUCUGGUUCGUAUGAUAGCAAUUUGUGUGGAGUCAACAGUGGAUCACCUGGACAAACUGGGGGAAGUGACAACUGAACUAGGAAACAUCAACGUGUUGAACCUCAUGAGACGGAUCAUGCUUGACACAUCUAACAAGCUUUUUCUUGGGAUCCCUUUGGAUGAAAAUGCCAUUGUACUGAAGAUUCAAAAUUACUUUGAUGCUUGGCAAGCACUUUUAUUAAAGCCUGACAUAUUUUUUAAGAUUUCUUGGCUGUGCAAGAAAUAUGAAGAUGCAGCCAAGGAUCUUAAAGGAGCAAUGGAAACCUUAAUAGAGCAGAAACGGCAAAAGCUUUCCACUGUUGAAAAGUUGGAUGAACACAUGGAUUUUGCAUCCCAGCUGAUUUUUGCACAGAACAGAGGGGAUCUGACUGCUGAGAAUGUGAACCAGUGCGUGCUGGAGAUGAUGAUUGCUGCUCCUGAUACUCUGUCUGUGACUCUCUUCUUUAUGCUAAUACUGAUUGCAGAGCACCCCACAGUGGAAGAGGAGAUGAUGAGAGAAAUUGAAACUGUUGUGGGUGACAGAGACAUACAAAGUGAGGACAUGCCAAACUUAAAAAUCGUGGAGAACUUUAUUUAUGAGAGCAUGAGAUACCAACCAGUUGUGGACUUGAUCAUGAGGAAAGCUUUACAAGAUGAUGUAAUUGAUGGAUACCCUGUGAAAAAGGGGACAAAUAUUAUCCUCAACAUCGGUCGCAUGCAUAAGCUUGAAUUCUUUCCAAAGCCAAAUGAGUUUUCUCUUGAAAAUUUUGAGAAAAAUGUCCCUUCACGCUAUUUCCAACCCUUUGGAUUCGGCCCCCGGAGCUGUGUAGGGAAGUUUAUUGCCAUGGUAAUGAUGAAAGCAAUUCUGGUGACUCUUCUAAGGAGGUGCAGAGUACAGACAAUGAAAGGAAGAGGCCUUAACAACGUCCAGAAAAACAAUGACUUAUCCAUGCACCCCAUAGAAAGGCAGCCUCUGCUGGAGAUGGUUUUCACGCCAAGAAGAAACACAAACGAGAGUCAGGGUGACUAAAAUGGAUCAGCAUUAGUUACAGGGCUUUCUCAGCCACAGCCACUAAGAAAUACUCAUCAUUCCUAGUUAAAUACUUAGAGUCAAACAUUUUGUUGCCCCUAAAUGACUACAACGUCAGAUGACAACUUGUUCUGCCUGUACAGCAGAACCACAGGCCACAGUUCAAAAGAUAUGCAUAAUUCCUGACUACUUUUUAAAACCAAGUUCGAAGUUAUGCCUUCCCUUUCAAAUACUGCAAGUUCAGAGAUUUGGGGUCAACAGAAGAACAUGCCUGAUGUAGGUUUAAUUCUGGCACUACAUGUGUCCUUUUCCCCCCCACCUCCCCAAAGUUUAGCAGUAUUUGACUACUCCAAAAAUUCCAAUCAUCUGUUUUUUAAAACAGCUGAAUGAGUAAAAUUAAAGUUAAUUUUAAGACUAAGAAACACUUGAAAAUAUUUAGGAUAUAUGUAAGUUACAAAAAAAUGUUUGAAGAAGUCAUUCAAACAUUUAUUUUUACCAUGUUUUCCUGUCAUACCAAAGACUUACAGUGUCAGACAGAUUUUACCAAAAGAAGUAAUUUUCAGAGUGUUUGGGUAAUAACAGGAGUUGAGAUAACUGUUCUGUGUUUUUAAAACCCAGUCUCCUGCUGCAGAACAUCUGAAACAUCUUAGUAAGACCAGCUGAGAAUGAGGUAAUGAAUAUGAAACAUUAACAUGAGUGUUACAUGGAGGGGUAACGCUCACCCUCACCUCAUCUGGUUAAUUGCAGAAAUCUCCCACCUCACUUCAGUUUAGUAAAGAAGUUUAAAUUCUCUCCGAGCUAAGUUGUAUCAAAUCCUUUCUGAUUAGAUUUUAAUUGCUCAGUUCUACUUCAGACAGUAAGAUUUGGAGUUGUUGCCCAUGUUCCCACACCACAGCACGGGAGUGUGUCCCUCCCUAAUUAUCCAAAUAGCCCCUGUUUCUUCUCCUGUAAGAGCACUGGGCUGUAUCCUGCUCUCAAGAAUCUUCCUUUAUGCCCACUGACAUAGAGAGAUUCAGCAGCAUAAGAAAAACAAAACUGUCUGAAGACGCAAAUUUCACUGGAUAAAUGCUCGCAGUUUUUUAGUGGCAAGGGAGAAAAUUUCUGAAAUAACAAGCAGAUUUCUAGAGAACAUUUUUAAAGGUGUUUUGCACACGCAGGUUUUUGUUUUAAUUAUAAACUAGGCUUACGUUUAUACUCAGUCCUUAACAGGAAAAAGAUAAAAAACUAUCCAAGAUGUCUUGCUCAAAACUGACCUGUCUUGAAGUCUGUACAACCUGGGCAUUGAUAUCUCUACUUGCCUAAUGAUGAGUUGGUAGUUUGGUCAAGAAGAAAGAUCUUCCUGGCUUAACAACAACACUCCUUGACAGAGACUUUGCAUUUUCAUUAAGCCUGAGUUUUCAUACUGUGUAACACAAAGAAAGGGAUUUUCUGGAUGAAGUGCCUUGAUAAAGACAACCAACCAAUGUACAAUAGGAUUUAUAUUAAUCUUUUCCUUCCAAGUCAUUUAAACUAUAAAAAGAAAGAAAAAAAGAGGAAAAAAAGGAGAAAAAUUGUUCACAUCUUUUACUUUGAAAAUAUAAUUACAAUUAAUUACAUUAAUUAAUCUGUUCCUUCAGACCACUGAUCUCAGAUGCAGGUCCAGCAGAGGAAGAUCUAUCCAGUACCAUAUGAAAACUGCAUAAACCCAACAAAUAAUCAUUUGUUCCAACCCAGGGUAAUGAAUUAGGCUGGUGGUCUAGGAUGAGGAGAGGAGCUGCAUAUUUAGAUCAAUUCUCAAAACAGUAUGCAAAUUUUCUAGAGUAAUUUAAAAAAAAAAAUCAGACUUCAAGCAGAAUAAUUUAUUGCAGCCAGGUUACUUUUAAAGCUUCCUCCGUAACAUUUGCAUUGUACCCAAAAGUGACAACUGUGAAGUGCAAUCCCACACCACCUGUACAUACAGAUGAAAUUUGGCAUUUGAAGACACAUAGAAAUAGGAUUUAAUGUCUAAACUCAAUGGUCUUUUCCAGCCUAAGGGAUUCUACAGUUCUAGGAUUACUAUUUUUUAAGGCAUGAAGUGAUACCGUGGUAUGAAUCUUUGGAAUAUCUAAUGUAAUCCCUAUUUUUACAUUCUCUGUAUCCUUUAAACUAGGAUAUUGUUAGAGUAGCUGGGAGAAGAAAAAAAAUCAACAAAAACGCCCAAUCACGGUUAAAUCCCAUUCUUACUCAUUCUGUAUUAUAAAACACUCCAGGGUACUUCAGUGGACAAACAUUUCUCAUUUGUAUGAGAACUCCAAAACCAAAUCCACUGAAGGGAGGUUUUUUCCUUAGGAUUAAACAACUAUUUUAUACACAGGAUGCAUCUUUGCUUAUUUCACACACAAAAGCAUUUUUUGUAGUGAUGAAUUACUCUCUGAUAUUCCCAUCUCAUAAUUAUAGGUCUCUCCCAAGUAAAACUUUUCUCAAGGUUGGAAUUAAUAAAUUCUCAUUCAAAUUUUGAAAUAAUUACAUGAAAUCAAAUAGAUAGAAAGUGCAUGCUGAUCUGAUUUCUUGAAUGUAUUACAUUUUGUUGAAUUUGUAGGCUGGAAUUUCAGAAAUAUGAUUACCAUAAUUACUCUAUGAAGGAAAUGAAGCAGUAUAAUUUUUUACUUUUUUGUAAGCAAGCCUACAAAAUUAUUUCCCAUUGUAUUUUAAGUAUAUUCCUCUGAUAUGCUUUGCACAUAGUCUUUCUGGUCUUCAGAUUUCUACAGUACUUAGUUUUGUCCGCAUUUGGACACAGCAGACCUGUUAAUGAAUCUGAGCUGUUUAAUCUGAGCCAUUAGCUCUUCUGAGUUCCAUUCUCCCUGACUUGAUUAUGGCUGUUACACAGUGGUCUAUUUGCAUGAAUAUUUGCACUAAAAGGUCCUUUUUCCCUUCCCAUACACCGACAUCUGCUUGAGAACUGCAGUUGGUGAAGCAGCAUUUCAAAGCUUGCCAUGUGGAUAUGAACAGUUUCCAUCUUUUCAAUGUACAUACACCACUGUACAGAACAGAGCUCUGAUUUUAAAUGGUGUUUUAUUACCAGGUACUGUAAAAAUGUGACUUUUUAACCACACAAAGUCUACUGUCAUCCAGUGACUAUUCCAUGAAUGUUCAAUACAUUGACACAGAACAAACCUGACGAUUUUGUUUUAUACAUCACUGUGAUUAUGAGCUGCUCACAGGGCAUAAAUGUAGAUGUUGUUAGAAAAUGAAACAAUGAUCAAAUAAAAGUUGUAUGCACAAAACCAA
Molecule: messenger RNA, 4798 nt
Organism: Chiroxiphia lanceolata (lance-tailed manakin)
Lineage: Eukaryota; Metazoa; Chordata; Aves; Passeriformes; Pipridae
Product: aromatase
Exons: 9
Coding region: 38-1552 (504 amino acids)
Molecular function (GO): oxidoreductase activity, acting on paired donors, with incorporation or reduction of molecular oxygen; heme binding; iron ion binding
Source: RefSeq, a predicted model, not a curated record